AAAAAAAAAGCGUAAACACCUGCCAUAUCACUGUCAAUAACAGCCUCCAAACUAAAAAGGUAAACGACCUUCAACACGUCUUGGGGUCACAGUUGAGCGUAAAGGCAGCUGUUUGGUUGUCACCCCCACGCUGCAGUCGACAUCACUUCAGUCACUCCGCGCCCGUUGGAUCGUCGCCACGCUAUCAAAGAGACGCGCCGCGGUUACACGAUAUUUGCAUAACGGAUUUAUCAGUUUUUACGCAAAAUUGUGCUUUUGGAACUUAACCUCCAACCCGUGUGUAUAUCUCUUUAAGAGCUCGGAUUUUGGCUCUCCGGGGAGGUAGCUGGGUGUGUGUCGUGAAAGAUUAGGGAGGGAGGAGAGAGAAGAGAGACUGCUGUCUAGUGAUCACUGACUUACAAAGCGAGGAAAGAAAGCGGACUGGUCAAGUAGAAUGGUCGCUCAUAGCUGGCGUUAUUGUAACAGUCCAAAAUAAACCAGCGCCGGCAGAAUCUAUAGAAAAAGGCGGAGAGUCGUUUAUUUAAAGGGACUACGAAAAGAAGAUAACAUCACGUUUUUUUUUUUUUAAUUAUUAUUUAAAUAACUGGCAAAGAAACAAAGGAGCUAUUAUAUGCUGAUAUUUCUGCACGGUUCUCCUCUGAAAAAGGCUAGGUGCUGGAGUCGUGUGUAAAUACAAAACACACACCGGACUUGCUGUACGAUAUAUAUUUUUUAAAAGCACCGGAUUUGAAGUUUUCCAGUCCUCAACGGAGCGGCUUUACAGACAAACACUAGAACCGACCGAAAGGAAGCAUGGCAGCAAUAAGCAGCCCGGAAUCGAGUCCCCAACCCCGGGUAUACUUCCAGACGCCGCCGGAGACCGAGCAGACCGAAAUCCCGGUUCGGAAACAAGGCAGGGUGACUGUGAAAUACGACCGAAAAGAACUUCGAAAGAGACUCAAUUUGGAAGAAUGGAUCAUCAACAGACUGACGGACCUCUACGACUGUGAGGAGGAGGCGAUCCCAGAGCUGGAGAUAGACGUUGACGAGCUGCUUGAUCUUCCGAGCGAGGAGGACCGCGCCGCCACGGUCAAGGUGGGUCUGCAGCCCAGCAUGGGGGCGCGUUGGGGUUGUCUCAAAGUGUACAGCUCUGGAUUUCAGAGUUUCGUGGCCGAGCUGCUUGAUCGAAUACGAGGGAUGCAGAAGCUGACCACGCCACAGAAGAAAUGACGUCGGACCGGGGGGGUCGGGGGGGG
Molecule: messenger RNA, 1235 nt
Organism: Polyodon spathula (Mississippi paddlefish)
Lineage: Eukaryota; Metazoa; Chordata; Actinopteri; Acipenseriformes; Polyodontidae
Gene: ppp1r14bb
Product: protein phosphatase 1, regulatory (inhibitor) subunit 14Bb
Exons: 3
Coding region: 793-1209 (138 amino acids)
Biological process (GO): innate immune response; regulation of phosphorylation
Cellular component (GO): cytoplasm
Molecular function (GO): protein serine/threonine phosphatase inhibitor activity
Source: RefSeq, a predicted model, not a curated record